AUGUCGACUCCCUACAAUUACGACAAACUCCGCGACAAGCAUGUGCUCGUUUUCGGUGGCACGUCGGGCCUGGGCUACGCAGUAGCCAAGGCUGCCCUCGCCGCUUCGGCGCGAGUCAGCUUCUCAACUUCUUCGUCGGAUCGGAUCCAAAAGACAAUCCAGCGACUAGUCGCAGAAUUCCCCGGCACAGAGUCGAAGAUCCAGGGCUAUGUGUGUGAUCUGUCGAAGGAGACAGCCGAACAAGAGAUCGAAAGCCUCUUUAGCAAGGCCGGGCGUGUCGAUCAUAUCGUCUAUUCUGCCGCCGACCACCUGCCAUUGAUGCCUCUUCAAGAGAUUACGCGCGAGAAGCUUGUCGCAGCUGGCCAAUUACGAUUCUUUGCACCGCUUCUGGUGGCGAAAGUCGGUGCUCGUUACCUCACGGCAGGACCGGAGUCGUCGCUGACUCUGACGAGUGGAACGAUCCAUGAACGUCCCACGGAGAACUGGACAGUCCUCGCGGGCUACAUGGGAGGCGUAGUCAGUAUGACGCGGAACCUGGCUGUGGAAAUGAAGCCCGCGCGGGUGAAUGUUGUCAGCCCCGGGCUGGUAGAUACGGAGAUGUGGGAUGCGAGCUUUUCGCAAGAGGAGAAGCAAGGCUUUUUCAAUCUGCUGGCUGGGAAACACCUGACUGGGCGGGUCGCCCGACCGGAAGAAGUUGCGGAGGCAUAUAUUUACCUGAUGAAAGACUCGAAUGUGACUGGGCGAGUGAUUAGCUCUGACUCGGGCAGUGGGAUCGUCUAG
This is a messenger RNA of Penicillium chermesinum, 780 nucleotides long. RefSeq lists its product as uncharacterized. The transcript has a single exon. Gene Ontology annotation, molecular function: oxidoreductase activity. Bases 1 to 780 code for a protein of 259 amino acids. The record is from RefSeq and is a predicted model, not a curated record. NCBI's taxonomy places the organism in Eukaryota, Fungi, Ascomycota, Eurotiomycetes, Eurotiales, Aspergillaceae.